Daldinia vernicosa is the source of this 1980-nucleotide messenger RNA. RefSeq names its product glycoside hydrolase family 16 protein. The transcript has a single exon. Gene Ontology annotation, molecular function: hydrolase activity, hydrolyzing O-glycosyl compounds. Gene Ontology annotation, biological process: carbohydrate metabolic process. Lineage: Eukaryota; Fungi; Ascomycota; Sordariomycetes; Xylariales; Hypoxylaceae. Bases 587 to 1576 code for a protein of 329 amino acids. The record is from RefSeq and is a predicted model, not a curated record.
GUAAGAAACAGCCCACCAGGUGAUGGUCAGACAGGGGUAGGUAUCCUAUGAUAAUUUGAAGCCAGACCUCCUACUCGCAGACAUGGAGAAACUAAAGUCAGCGCUACAGCCAUUUUACGAGUUAUCUCUAGCGCGCCGGUAUUAGCCAUGAUAUUCGUGCCCGGUAGCCACAACGAUUAACUCGCGUCCUGCGUCGUCCCUCCGAUCUCUGCACGAAAAGCACAUAUGUCAUCAACUAGAGCGAAAGGGAGGCUCUGAAGUCGCAGGAUGUAGCUACCGGUGUCGUAGUUAGGUAGGUCAGAUCAGGCUAGUUUGUCUUCUGCUUCCAAAUUUCUUCGAUCUAGUUCCCAGGGCAGGGUCAUCGGUCUAAUGGACGUCACUGAUAUGAUGGACCUACUGCAAGGGGAUGGCUGUCGUGGGCCAGGGAGCAAAUUAUAUAGGAGUCUCAAGAUGGCUGUUCCAGGGAUAGGAUAUAUUAACAACCUCGAGCAUUCCUCCCAACAUUCCUAGGCAUUCAAUUUCCCCUUAAUUAGUAACUCCGCACAUAUUUCUCCCCGAGGCAACACACAAGAAUCCCAAGGAAACCAUGAUUGCUUCUCAGACUCACCUCCGGGCAGCCGUCCUAACGAUACUAUCGUCCCUAGCCCCCCAAGCAGCCGCCGCAACCCCCAACUGCCACUGCUACCUCACCGACGGUUCGUCGCCCGAGUACUUCGCGAACCACAAGUUCUUCGACUUCCGCAACAUAGCGAACCCGCAAGUCCCCCCGCCCAUCGACGACCGCGACGGCUCUACCAACGCCCCGGUGGCCAACGCCUACUUCGACAGCACCAACUUCACCGACACCUGGUCCAUACAGAGCUGGGUCGACGCCGGCGCCGUCUACAACACCUACUCCAAGAACGAUGUCUACAUCGAGAGCAACACGGACGCCAACCCGGCCUCCAGCACUUACCUCACCCUGCGCACGUACCGCCACCCCGCCGGCGACUUCCAGUCCUCGGCCGAGAUCCAGUCCAUCUCGCCCAACUACCAAUACCUCUCGAUGCGCAUGUACUCGCGAACGCUCGGGGCCGCCGGCGCCGUAGCAGCCAUGUUCACGUACCGGGGCGGAGCCACCGACGCCGACGUCCAGGAAGCCGACCUCGAGAUCCUAACUUCGGACCCUUCGAACCUAGUGCACUACACGAACCAGCCGUCCACCGUCGACGGCAUCACGCGGCCCAACGCCACGCACGAGAUCACCAUCCCCGGCCCCUGGACCUCGUGGCGCACGCACCGGUACGACUGGACGCCCGGCACCAGCAGCUGGUACGUCGACGGCGAGCUGGUGAACGCGAACUCGUUCCAAGCGCCCGCCGACCCGGCCACGAUCCUGUUCAACGCCUGGUCCGACGGCGGCAGCUGGAGCGGCGCCAUGGCCGAGGGACAGAGCGCGCAGAUGCAGAUCCAAUGGAUCGAAAUCAUAUACAACAACACGGCCGAGCCCUCGCAGUACGGCCAUUGCGCCAACGUGUGCAGUUUCGAUAGCGGCACGGAGCCGGGUGUGCCGUUGCUCGUCAGCUCUGGUCCGUAGAGCCUGAUUUAUUGAAGAAGUUUAUCUCCGUCUCCUUAUUUUCUUCAGUUCGGACCUAGAGGUGUAUAUCAAUGAUUCAUAUGAGAGAUAACGCAAGGCAAUAAGCGUAUAUUCGGAUAGCAUCAUUGUUGGAACCACCUCUUGUAUACUAGAGGUUGCCCCCCGGGCAACACAAAAGCCUAAGGUUUACACCGCACCAUGUUUCUAUACUAUUUUAAUUAUUAUUAGCAACCUACCCCCUAUUAACCUAGAAGGUACCCCUGCAAUAGCCCGAAUUUACUACUAUUACACGGCUGGACAAUACUGUUGGACUAGUUAGAUUAUAUAAUAAUCCGUCUUACACGAGUAUAUAAAUGCGUCUAUCUCGAUCUUACGAUCAUGCAUCAUUAAUACAAAAGUCUCCC